Molecule: messenger RNA, 593 nt
Organism: Wyeomyia smithii (pitcher-plant mosquito)
Lineage: Eukaryota; Metazoa; Arthropoda; Insecta; Diptera; Culicidae
Exons: 3
Coding region: 101-514 (137 amino acids)
Biological process (GO): sensory perception of smell
Molecular function (GO): odorant binding
Source: RefSeq, a predicted model, not a curated record
GUUUCCAAAGUAUAAAAUAGUCUUCAGUUCUUCACUGGAACCGCAGUUAAACUACGGAACCUCACUGUAGAGCAUCACAGUUCUUCGAUAUCCAAGCAGAAUGAAAGUUUUGACCUGUUUAGUGUUUGUUGGGUUAGUUAUAGCGUCAUGCUCGGCCGAUUACACUCCAAAGCAACAAGCGUUCCUAGCUGAUAUUAUUGCCAAGUGUGCAGUCGAUUUGAAAGUGACACUGGGCAGUGAUCUUCUGGAGCGGUCCAAAUCUGGUAAGAAUCCAUUCCCGGACAACGAAAAAACAAAGAGUUUCGUAAUUUGCUUCAUGACAAAAACCGGUGUCCUGUCGCCUGAUGGCACAAUCGCGACCCAGAAGUUUAUCGAUUUCCUCGCUGAGGGUCACGAUGUUAAGGCGAUAACGGACGUCGUGCAGAAAUGCGCCAAAGUUGAGGGGGCUACGCCCGAAGAUAAGGCAUACAACUUCCAUAAGUGUUUCUGGGAAGAGAAAACAUUCGAACUGUGAGGAGUGCAAGGGGCCUUAUAAGGGGAUUUUCCUGGAAAAUUUGUUGGACCUAUGAUAAAUAAAAAUAGAGUUUUUUCAA